Ilex paraguariensis (yerba mate) is the source of this 2055-nucleotide messenger RNA. Lineage: Eukaryota; Viridiplantae; Streptophyta; Magnoliopsida; Aquifoliales; Aquifoliaceae. The record is from the annotation of a GenBank genome assembly.
AUGGGUGUUGUUACUGUUGGAGAAUUGAAGCCAAGUAUCUCGGGGAAGAGGUCUUUUCGUCCGAGUUCGAGUACAAGGCAUUUCACUGAAUGGCCAAUCUCCGAUGUUUCCAGUGAUCUUACCAUUGAAAUAGGAGCAUCAAGUUUUGCACUUCACAAAUUUCCUCUAGUUUCUAAGAGUGGAAGAAUUCGAAAGCUGUUGCUGGAAGCAAAAGAUUCAAAAAUUUCACGAUUGAAUCUCCCCGGUGUUCCUGGUGGACCGGAAGCAUUUGAGCUUGCUGCAAAGUUCUGUUAUGGGAUGAACAUCGACAUCACAAUAUCAAAUGUUGCUAUGUUGCGUUGUACAGCCCAUUUUUUGGAAAUGACACAAGAAUAUGCUGAGAAGAACCUGGAGGCACGAACUGAAACGUGUCUGAAGGAUACUGUACUCCCAAACAUAUCGAAUUUGAUAACUGUUCUUCACCAUUGUGAAACCCUCCUGCCUAUAUCAGAAGAAAUCAACCUGGUUAGCAGAAUUAUCAAUGCAAUUGCCAAUAAUGCAUGCAAAGAGCAGCUCACAUCAGGCUUAUCCAAACUCGAGCACAACUUCCCUUCGAAACCAGUCCAAAGCAUGGAAACCGAAAUACCCUCAGACUGGUGGGGGAAAUCACUGGCAGUGCUGAAUCUUGAUUUCUUCCAAAGGGUUUUGUCUGCAGUAAAAACAAAGGGUCUGAAACAGGACAUGAUCAGCAGAAUAUUGAUAAACUAUGCCCAUAAUUCUCUUCAAGGCCUUGUCAUUAGGGACCCUCAAUUGGCUAAAGGGAGUUCCUUGGACCUGGAACUGCAGAAGAAACAAAGGGUCAUUGUUGAAACAAUAGUUAAUUUACUGCCUACUCAAUCAAGGAAGAGUAUGGUUCCAAUGGCAUUUCUUUCAAGUUUAUUGAAAUCUACAAUAGUGGCAUCAGCAUCUACUUCUUGCAGAUCUGAUCUAGAGAGGAGGAUUGGUCUGCAAUUGGACCAGGCAAUUCUUGAAGAUAUACUCAUUCCUGCAAAUCUACAUUGCAACAAUCACAGCCCAUUGUAUGACUCAGACUCGAUCAUAAGGAUCUUCUCCAUUUUUCUGAAUUUGGAUGAGGAUGAUGAUGAGGACAGUCGGUUCAGGGAUGAAAGUGAAAUGGUUUAUAAUUUCGACAGUCCUGGAUCUCCUAAACAGAGUUCAAUCCUUAAGGUAUCGAAACUGUUAGACAAUUAUCUUGCAGAAGUCGCACUAGACCCAAACUUGAUGCCAUCAAAGUUCAUAGCACUGGCAGAAUUACUUCCAGAUCAUGCUCGGAUUGUGAAUGAUGGAUUGUACAGAGCUGUGGAUAUCUUUCUCAAGGUUCAUCCAAACAUCAAGGACUCUGAGCGCUACCGCCUCUGCAAGACCAUCGACUGUCAAAAACUCUCUCAGGAAGCCUGCAGCCACGCAGCUCAGAAUGAACGAUUACCAGUGCAGAUGGCAGUCCAAGUGCUAUACUUUGAGCAAAUUAGACUCCGGAAUGCAAUGAAUGGGGGACAUAAUCAAUUAUUCUUUGGCUCGAUGAAUUCCCAAUUCCCUCAGCGCUCAGGCAGUGGUGCAGGCAGUGGAUGCAUCUCACCGAGAGAUAAUUAUGCAUCCGUGAGAAGAGAAAACAGAGAAUUGAAGCUUGAAGUUGCAAAAAUGAGAAUGAGGCUAACCGACUUAGAAAAAGACCAUGUUUCUAUGAAGCAAGAGCUUGUAAGGCCACAUCCAGCAAAUAAGUUGUUCAAGUCAUUCGCCAAAAAAUUCAGCAAGCUCAAUGAAUUAUUCCGGAUCAGAGAUCUUAAGCCCAUAGGUGGCAAGGCUAAUUCAGAAACCCGGUUUCUGUUUCAAAAACGAAGGCGCUAUUCUGUUUCGUGACCUUGUAUUUGUUUGUGAAUAAGAAAGAGUGUAUAGUAUUACUGUUGAGGGUGUGUCUGAUCUGAUCUCAGGUUGAUAGAGUUGAGAGUUGUUGAUUGUGUUGCUGUGUUCUGUAAGAUGACUCCUUUGUGUUUUUGAUGGAGGCUUGAAGGCAGGCAC